This is a messenger RNA of Pelobates cultripes (western spadefoot toad), 21293 nucleotides long. The record is from the annotation of a GenBank genome assembly. NCBI's taxonomy places the organism in Eukaryota, Metazoa, Chordata, Amphibia, Anura, Pelobatidae.
ACACAAAUGACCAUAAUCACUACAUUUAGCAGAUUUAGUAAAAGACCGCUUUCAAUACUGGACUGCUAAGAACAAACUUCUAGAGAGAACAAGCUACUUAUCUAGGAUCCAUUGAGAGAGGUUAAGUCUGUCUGGCCUCAUUUUCUCUUGUUCUCGCUCAGGCUCCGAUCGGACGGUAAAAGUGUGGAAAUUCUUUCCGUAUGUUGAGGAAUGUUUCAGUCUCUUCCUAAGUCUUUCCUGCUCACAGCCAGUGGCGAACAUGGCCAUCCUGAAAUCUCUGCUGUUUGUGGCAUUCAAUGACCCAUCCACAGCCACCUACAGCCUCAUACAGUACAAUCUAGAGACUCAGACUCGAGAAGACCACUUGCCGGGUGAUGACCAUCAGGACCAGGUCACAGGUUAGAAUGAUUUAUCAGAAUUCAUUACUACAAGUAACAUGUCCAAUAAUAACAAUUAAGGGUUCAUUCUAAAAUCUCUACUACUCUGAUACCUCUUGUGCAAUCACCCUCUGCUGUCUGCCCCAUGUGCAAUUGCCCCCUGCUUUUUGCCCCAUUAGCAAACACCCUCUGCUGUCUGCCCCAUUAGCAAACACCCUCUGCUGUCUGCCCCAUGCGCAAUCACCCUUUGCUGUCUGCCCCCAUGUACACUCACCCUCUGCUGUCUGCCCCAUGUACAGUCACCCUCUGCUGUCUGCCUCCAUGUGACAUCAUUCUCUGCUGUCUGCCUCCAUGUGACAUCAUUCUCUGCUGUCUGCCUCCAUGUGAAAUCAUAUUCUGCUGUCUGCCUUCAUGUGACAUCAUUCUCUGCUGUCUGCCUCCAUGUGACAUCAUAUUCUGCUGUCUGCCUCCAUGUGACAUUCUCUGCUGUCUGCCUCCAUGUGACAUCAUUCUCUGCUGUCUGCCUCCAUGUGAAAUCAUUCUCUGCUGUCUGCCUCCAUGUGAAAUCAUAUUCUGCUGUCUGCCUCCAUGUGACAUUCUCUGCUGUUUGCCUCCAUGUGACAUAAUUCUCUGCUGUCUGCCUCCAUGUGAAAUCAUAUUCUGCUGUCUGCCUCCAUGUGACAUUCUCUGCUGUCUGCCUCCAUGUGACAUAAUUCUCUGCUGUCUGCCUCCAUGUACAAUUGCCUUCUGCUCCAUGUACAAUCACGCUCUGCUGUCUGCCCCAAUAUACAAUCACCCUCUGCUGUCUGUCUCCAUAUACAACCCCAUUCUGCUGUUUGCCCCCAUGUACAAUCGCUCUUUGCUGUCUGUACCAUUUACAGUCACUCUCUGCUGUCUAUCCCAAUAUACAAUCAACUUCUGCUGUCUGCCCCAUGUACAAUUAACCUCUGCUGUCUGCUCCCAUGUACAAUUAACCUCUGCUGUCUGCUCCCAUGUACAAUCACCCUCUGCUCUCUGCCUCCAUGUACAAUAGCCCCCUGCUGUCUCUCCCCAUGUACAACCCUCUGCUGUUACAUGGUUACCUCCAAAUCAAUAUUUCUUAGCUGUGUACUCCACAUAGGGUUGCCACCUUUUUUUUGGGGGGGGGGGAGGGGGAAAUACCAGCUGUGCUAAUUUGCAUAAUUAUGUAUGUGUGAUGUCACUGGACACGACGUCACAGGAUGUUGCUUAACAUUUGGAAGAGGAAAGUUACAUACAGACAUACAGUGAUAUACAGACACAGACAGUGUCAUACAGAGACAUACAGACACUAUCAUACAGAGUUAAAGGACCACUAUAGUGCCAGGAAAACAUACUCAUUUUCCUGGCACUAUAGUGGCCUGAGGGUGUCCCCACCCUCAGGGACCCCCUCCCGCGGGGCUCUAGGGGGAGGAAGGGGUUAAACUUACCUCUUUCUCCAGCGCUGGGUGGGGAGCUCUCCUCUCCGCCUCUUUGGCUGAAUGCGCAUGCCGCGCAUUCAGCCAGUCCAUUGGAAAGCAUUUACAAUGCUUUCCUAUGGACACUGGCGUCUUCUCACUGUGAUAUUCACAGUGAGAAGUGCGGAAGCCCUCUAGCGGCUGUCAAUGAGAAAGCCACUAGAGGCUGGAUUAACCCAUAGGUAAACAUAGUAGUUUCUCUGAAACUGCUAUGUUUACAGAAAAAAAGGGUUAUUCCUAGCUGGACCUGGCACCCAGACCACUUCAUUAAGCUGAAGUGGUCUGUGUGCCUAUAGUGGUCUUUUAACCUCUUAAGGACACAUGACAUGUGUGACAUGUCAUGAUUCCCUUUUAUUCCAGAAGUUUGGUCCUUAAGGGGUUAAACAGGCACAGACAUUCAGAUACAGUCAUACAUAGACAUACAGACACUGACAUACAGUCACUGACAAACACAGUCAUACAGAGACAUACAGACACUGACAUACACAGACAUACAGUCACUGACAAACAGUCAUACAGAUACAUACAGGCACAGACAUUCAGAUACAGUCAUACAUAGACAUACAGACACUGACAUACAGUCACUGACAAACACAGUCAUACAGAGACAUACAUACACAGACAUACAGUCACUGACAAACAGUCAUACAGAUACAUACAGGCACAGACAUUCAGAUACAGUCAUACAGACACUGACAAACACAGUCAUACAGACACUGACAAACACAGAGAGACUCAGGCAUAUAAUUAAGAAAUAAAUAUAAAUAUAAAACAAGCAUUUAUUUCUAUGUCCCUAAUUGCUCCCAUCUUCAUUACUGGCAGGACUGCUCUCCCUCUAUAAACCCUCCCUGCAGAGACCUGGCUAUUUACAAGUUGUAUCUCUGUGUCCUAUGGCGGGGGGCAGGGGUGAACACUGCAGAGCUGUAAAAAGCUGCUCUGUCUGAUAACCAGGUCGGUGCUGGAAAGGCAGGAGGCAGCCACAGCACACUCAGACCAGCACUCCUAACUGAGUGUGAGUGAGGAGAGGAGGCAGGAGGAAGGGGGCGGAGCUAAAUAUCGAUCUGAGAGGAUCUGCAAGUAUGUAUCCCUCCCCACUCUCCCGGAGUCCCCACUCUCCCCGAGUAUGUCUCCCCACUCUCCCUGAGUCCCCACUCUCCCCGAGUAUGUCUCCCCACUCUCCCUGAGUCCCCACUCUCCCCGAGUAUGUCUCCCCACUCUCCCUGAGUCCCUUCUCUCCCCGACUAUCUCUCCCCACUCUCCCCGAGUCCCCUCUCUCCCUGAGUAUCUCUCCCCACUCUCCCCGAGUUCCCUCUCUCCCCGAGUAUCUCUCCCCACUCUCCCCUUUCUCCCCGAGUAUCUCUCCCCACUCUCCCCGAGUCCCCUCUCUCCCCGAUUCUCUCUCCCCACUCUCCCUGAGUCCCCACUCUCCCCAGUCUCCCUGAGUCCCCACUCUCCCCGAGUAUCUCUCCCCACUCUCCCAGUCCCCCCCACUCUCCCGGUCCCUCUCCCCUCUCCCAGGUCCCUCUCUCCCGAGUAUCUCUCCCCACUCUCCCAGGUCCCCUCUCCCCACUCUCCCGGUCCCUCUCUCCCAGGUAUCUCUCCCACUCUCCCAGGUCCCCCUCUCUCCCGGUAUCUCCCCACUCUCCCCCCCUCUCUUCCCGUAUCUCUCCCCACUCUCCCCAAGUCCCCUUUCUCCCCGAGUAUCUCUCCCCACUCUCCCCGAGUCCCCUCUCUCCCCGAUUCUCUCUCCCCACUCUCCCUGAGUCCCCACUCUCCCCAGUCUCCCUGAGUCCCCACUCUCCCCGAGUAUCUCUCCCCACUCUCCCCGAGUAUCUAACCCCACUCUCCCCGAGUAUCUCUCCCCACUCUCCCCGAGUAUCUCUCCCCACUCUCCCCGAGUAUCUCUCCCCACUCUCCCCGAGUAUCUCUUGCCACUCUCCCCGAGCAUCUCUCCCCACACUCUCUGAGUAGCACUUCCUGUAACGGAACCGCUGGCACCCACGACCGGGUACCUUCCGCCGACGGAUGCUCCUAGUGCUUUCCGAGGACUCCAAGCACUCUGCCCGACACCAUAACCACUGUAGACCCCACGAACCGCCGCAGCUUGGUUGGGGUCUCACUGUCUCUACCCACUCUGGACCCAAGACCAGGGUCCAGCUUCCAGUAGGUUGACCUUUCUCCGAAUUCCAGAGAGCAGGAACAGGAACAGGAAUAAGCUCUUAGCAGAGCUUAGUGAUUAUGCCCUGGGGAGUAUAGUGAUUAUAGCAAUCCCCAGAGUGUAGUUUCUCCAAUUCCCCAAACAUGAGCCGAAACUUCUUGAAGGUACAAGAUGAUCGGAUCCUUUAAUGGCACAUACUCUGCUUUUAUGUAAUUCUCCCCUGCAAGGGAGACGCCCACAGACAAUUAUACAAUACCCAAUCACACAAUGGUUACAUCCCACACAUCUCCUCCCCUUAGCCUGAGAGGUAACCCAAUUAUCUAUACAUUUUAAAACACACUUUUUACCCUACUUUCCUAACUCCAAAACUAUACAUCCAAUAUUAAUAAAACUUACAUAUUAUUAAUCAGCACACUUUAAAGGACCACUAUAGUGCCCUGAGGGUGCCCCCACCCUCAGGGACCCCCUCCCGCCCGGCUCUGGAAGGGGGAAAGGGGUUAAACUUACCUUUUUCCAGCGCUGGGCGGGGAGCUCUCCUCCUCCAAUCCUCCUUCUCUCCUCCCCGUCGGCUGAAUGCGCACGCGCGGCAAGAGCUGCGCGCGCAUUCAGCCGGUCACAUAGGAAAGCAUUAUCAAUGCUUUCCUAUGGACGCUGGCGUGCUCUCACUGUGAAAAUCACAGUGAGAAUCAUGCAAGCGCCUCUAGUGGCUGUCAAUGAGACAGCCACUAGAGGAUUAGGGGAAAGGCUUAACCCAUUGAUAAACAUAGCAGUUUCUCUGAAACUAUGUUCAUAAAAAAAUGGGUUAACCCUAGAAGGACCUGGCACCCAGACCACUUCAUUAAGCUGAAGUGGUCUGGGUGCCUAGAGUGGUCCUUUAAACAUAACCAUAACCAAAAAUCAGCCAAAUCCAUCCAGGGGUUAAAAAGUUAGCUGGAGGUCCCUUUAUGACCAACCGCAUGCACAUUUUCCUGCCAAAAACAGUUCCAUAGAUUUUGGGCAGGAAAAUUUGAGCUGAAAAAACGACUAAGUCCCAUCGCCGAAUGGGACUUAGUCUCUGCAGCUGUAAUAUCAGUAUGGGAGAAGGUAGAGCUCAGCGGUGUUAGCAGAAAUGUGUAGCCGAUUUUAGUUCCAUGAAUUUGGCUACACAUACCACUGACCUCGUUCGCAUUAACAAAGAUGGCCGCGGCCAUGUGUUCGGCAAACGAACAAAGGCCACCCAGCGUUCGGUAAUUAAGCUGCGGUUAACCACAGCUUCUGGGAGGUAAAUUGCCGACACACUUCCACUUCUGGGUGGUCUGCCUGUGUGGUACUUGGUUCAGUAAGCCCCAUUUACUGAACCAAGUGGGAAAUAACCCGGCACAAAGGGUUUUAAGCAGGUCUGGGGGCACAGGGGACACCGUCUUAAAGGGGCAGUGUCCCAAACAAGUCUGGGGACACCGUCUUAAAGGGGCAGUGUCCCAAUUUUCCCUAUGCCCCAAAAAGGUGCUUAAAGGGCCAGCACCAGUCCCAUAACCCACAAGGCAGGUCUUAAAGGGCCAGCAGCAGCACAAGAUAAAUCCAUUAGCACAAAUAAGGUUUGUAAAGUGCCAUACAACCCAGGGCCGUAGUCAUGAGGCCCUGGGUUGUAUGGCAACCUCAGGCUCCUCCAACAGCCAGGGGCAAAUGGCAACUUGUCACCUAAAAAUCUAGUGACGAAAGGCAUUUCAUCACACUUCCCACUCUGCCUGAGUAUCUCUUCCCACUCUGCCUGAGUAUCUCUUCCCACUCUGCCUGAGUAUCUCUUCCCAUUCUGCCUGAGUGUCUCUUUCCACUCUCCCUGAGUAUCUCUCCCCACUCUGCCCGAGUAUCUCUCCCCACACUCACUGAGUAUCUUUCCCCACUCUCCCUGAGUAUCUCCCCCACUCUGCCUGAGAAUCUCUCCCCAGUCUCCCCUGAGUUCCCACUCUCCCUGAGUAUAUCUCCCCCACUCUCCCCGAGUAUCUCUUCCCACUCUCCCGAGUAUCUCUUCCCUCUCUUCCCACUCUCCCCGAGUAUCUCUCCCCACUAUCCCCGAGUAUCUCUCCCCACACUCACUGAGUAUCUCUCCCCACUCUGGCUGUCUCAGGGUCAGGGAGCUUUGGCAGAGAUACUUGCAGAUCUGGGAGAGCCUCUCAGAGUUUCAGCAGAAAGAAAUUCCGGCCACUGCAUUGCUGGUAUUCCUGCUGGUUAAAUAACAGUCAGGUGGCAACCCUAACUCCACAUACAGCUUGCCUGUUAUUUUCCAUUAUUUAGUAUAUGGGAAAAUUUGUCCACAGCUUUAUUUAAACAAUCCUGAAUAAUAACAAUUUAUUAAUUAUAAUAAUAACCAUAAUAAUAUUUUAACAAAUAAACAUGGGUCAUUGCCCCCCAUACUCUGCCCUCGCAUCCGAAUCCUUCUGUUGAUAUAAAAGGCAAUGACCCCCAUAUAAAUAACACAUAUAUAUAUAUAACAUAUAUACCAACAUAUUCCAACAUACCAACUUAAAGUACCAAACAUAAAUUAACCAUGGCAGGAGUAUACCCGGAUACCCCUACCCCACCAGGUUCUGAGCCACCGACAGGACUUGAAACCUACCAACCACCAAUGACCACAGUUUUCCGUCUCCAUGACGUUCAUCCCAGGGAGCCUAUUUCUUCUCUUUCAGCUCCCUAUCCCGCCACAAGCUCAGACCUUGACUCCUUAAGCUGUCUGAGCUCCGCCACCCCGAAGAAAUAGUGCUUUGAGUAUUCCGUCCUGCCAGCCCAGGGUCAACAAAUCCCAACCCACUGCCGAGAGAUGGACACCGUCCGAGCGGUAGUACCCUGGCAACCCGCCUUCCAACUCACUGUGCCGUACUACCACCCCCCUAAUUUCCUCACAAAGCUUGCCAUCAAGCUAUUCACUUUCUUUCUACACCUGUCAAUAGCUGCCGGGUCCCUAGCGUUCCGCCACCGCCUCCUCUGGACAAUUUCGACCAUACCAACAUCACUCCAGGAAGCAGGUCCCUUAGAUUGUUACGGUUCUGCUUCAUCCACUUCACCAGCCGUCGUUGCGGUGUUAGGCCUAAGUCGUUGUCUCCCGCAUGGAGUACCAGCAGGUCUGGCCUUUGCCCGCCUGCCACCAUCCGGAACACCACCCAGCAAACCUCCCCCCAACAAAAACCCCUGUAUCCAAACCAUUGCACCGCCAACUGAUCCCUAGGAAAGCCCAGCUUGUGGCCCUGAGCUCGAGCUGGUGCCCUCCUUUCAGCCCAGAAGAUGAAUGAAUGGCCCACGAUCUAUACGACACGGCCUGGGGAAGAGAAGAAAACAGAUCGUAAAAACCCCCUUUUCGCUUUCAGCCCCCUGGGAUACCCAGAAGGCCCCCACCUUACUAAUCCAAUAAACCCAGGCGCACAUACGAAUUGAACUGCACUGACUCCCAUCUCCCAAUCUGCUUUACUAUGUCAUCACCCAGACCCAACCGUGUUGCCUCCGUGGCCGCCCCAAUGCGAAAGGAGUGUGUACCAAACUUAUCCGCCCGCAGUCCCAUCUUCCCGAGGCCUGACCGAAAAACCUUAGUGAAUUUGAACCGGGAGACGGAAGACCCUUCCGCGUGUACCAAUAGUGAUUCCCCAACCCCCGGCCUCCGUGCCAGGUACCCCGCCACUGGGCACAGAGUGGAGCCCGGCAGGGCCCGUAGUGUCACGUCCCGGCCCGCGCCCUUUACGUCCGUCUCGGAUUUUGCCAGGUGUACCACCAAUUUCCCCCCCAGCACUCGGACCCCCGACACCUGUAGGCCCCCGGCCGCCGCUUGCGUGUCACUCAUCAACUCCCCUAACCGGAAAGCUCAGAAAAAAGCCAACAGAAACGCUGCCUGGAACUGCGACGCUUCGAACCUGUCAAAGCAAAUUUUUGGCAACAAUCUGACCAGAUCCCCCAACACUCGCAACGAUACCGGGCGUCUAGUGUCAGGAAGCCUGCGGCCCAUCCAAUACCCUUUUAGUUGCUGCCUAAUGACAAAGGUCUUAUGACAAAGUAAUAUCCUCCUUCCCGUGUAGCUUAACCCAGAAAGCCAUCGUUGCCAUGGACUAGUGAACCACCGCCGGGGACGCCCCCUUUGCCAGAAAUUGACAGGUGUACCAGAGGAACGCGUCCGUGAGCGAUUCCCCCACAAGCACGCGGUCCAGCCCUUCCCAUGACCGUUCCCAUGACUCCCAGACCUUACUGUAUGCGGCCCAAGUCCCCCAAACAGGACGUACCUAGCCGCCAUAUAUCGCGCCUGCCGUGCUUCCGGCGCCACCGGCCGCAGUCAGGACCACUGAAAACGAGAGAGAGCAUCAGCCACUUCGUUCAUGAACCCAGGCACAUGGCGCGCGCAAAAAACUACAUUUAGCGACAUGCACAUUAAAACGAAGCGCCGCAGCGACCUGACCACGGGUUUCGACGCCGCCGAUUGAUUAUUCACUGCGUGCACCACGGCCAUGUUGUCUGAGAGAAAGACCACCUUCCCUUCCCACAGCCCUUCCCCCCACAGAGCCAUCACCACGACCAGCGGGAACAGUUCCAAGAAAGCCAGGUUACGCAUGAGGGUGCUCGGUCCCCACUCCUCCGGCCACCGCUCCGCACACCAUCUACCCCCGAAGCCUACGCUACCCGACGCGUCGGUGAACAGCACCAGUUCUGCCAUCAACACGCCCUCCUGCCUAAAGAACACCGUCCUAUUGAAAUCCCACAGGAAGGCAUCCCAUAUUGCCAAGUCGGCCCUCAUGGCUGAUGAUACCCGUAUGAAAUGGCGUGGGAAUCGUGUCGCUGCUGACAAGCUACGGCUGAAGACCCUUGUUACGAUUGCAGGAGGGUUGAUCGCUUGGAUGUCCUGGUUCCCGCUGCAGAGAGUCGAACGGAGGUCUUUCGGUAGUAAGCUGCAAAUGUAGAAUAUCCCCAAGCACGAUAUGAGCAUCAAUAUCCCGGAUCCCUACAACAUGAGUCGAGGCUGCAAGUUGAGGGUCAAAACGAACUGGCUUUACUGGCACAUAGCAUGGCAAUUUAUGUGAUUCCUCAGGCCCCCUGUGGACCUGAUGGAAUACAGGUACAGUACAAACAGGUAACCAAUCACAGUACACUGUAUCAUUUGAAUUAGUACCCGCCCAGCUUGGAGAUAAUGAGGCCAACGGUUUUACAAUCUAAUUAUCUCCAAGCGCACAAAAGACCACGUUUUAUUAUGUCCCAGAAAACUACAUAAAAAUCCAUAACUUGUACAUUAUUACAGGAAAACCAUUCAUUCUACCAUUCAUCUGAAGGCUCACGUUCGUAUAGAUAAAACAGGCGAAUGGCGCUCUAAUCCCACGAACAGAAUGUACUGUUUCUGCCGUAUAAAGUCCGUUCGGCAUUUUGAGAUUUAGUCUUUGUUGGCGGCCAUGUUUUCUGCUGGUUUAGCGAGCAGAGGGACUUCGUGUCUAACUCGUGGAACUAAACUCGGUAUCAGUUCAUGCGAAGUCCCGCUGUCUGUCUGGUAGUGGGCUCGUUCGGUAAGAGAAUGAGGACCACCUGGGAGCAGGGUACUUGACCUGCGGUUAACCGCAGAAACCACAGUUAAUGAGCGCCACGCGACCCGCUGUAGGGGGUCGUCGUUCGGUGGAUAGUUCGGUAUUUUCCCUUCGGUACUUUGGGUGCGAACGUCGAUGCCCCCAGGCAUAUCAAUUACGUUGUGGUUAACCGCAAACCGCAGCCACCUGGGUGGUUAAUGGCUGCCACACUCCGCGGGCCGGGUGGUCGACCGUUCGGUAGUUUGCGGGGUGACGGGGUUAAGUGGCGGCACACGCCAGUUUCUGGGGGGUCCCCCGUUCGUACCACGAAUGGAGCCUUCAUAAGGGUUCGCGUAAUCCAUUCGUGUGGUUUUCUGCUUAACUUAUGCAGUGGCAAACAGUAUCAAUCGGUGGAUAUUGGUGCGGUGUAAGUGACAAGGACCUACACCUAUAAGUGGAGCGCUCAAACACAGAUAAAUCUUACCAAAACGUAGUCUCAUUCAAUGGUGAAAUAUGGGGUACAUGUCAACAUAAAAUACAGAAAAUACAAUAUAGUGUAGACGGUACUAAAAAAUGGCUUCACAGUGAUUAUAAUAAUAUUGUGUUGAAUAUUACACUCACAUUUCAAGGAGCCUGUAUAUAGAAAACACUGGCUCCGUAUAAAGGCUUGUGUGCUGUUAUGGUAGCACCACCCUCCUACUUCGGCUUGAAGAAUUUCUCAGGAGUACGAAAAAAAAAGAGAAGAAAGCAAACCAAUGUGUAGACUUAUGGUUAUAGAUGGCACAGAUAUGUGUUCAAUAAAUGGGGUGCUCACCUGGUCCUGAGCCUACGAAUCCCGGCUCUAGGUAUGUGGAUUUUGUGCCAGUUUGAAUGGGGAUGGCACUACCCCUGUGAGGAUUCCUUGGAGGCUCCAAAAGGAACUUGGAUGAGGUAUUGAAUAAAAAUGGUGAAUUUAUUAGUUUAAAAUAAACAUAAAAACAAAGAUGAUAAAAGUCCUCAAAUAAAAGUCCUUUAAAAAUGGCCAAUACGCGUUUCACUCUCAAAUAGAGCUUCUAAUAAAUUCACCAUUUUUAUUCAAUACCUCAUCCAAGUUCCUUUUGGAGCCUCCAAGGAAUCCUCACAGGGGUAGUGCCAUCCCCAUUCAAACUGGCACAAAAUCCACAUACCUAGAGCCGGGAUUCGUAGGCUCAGGACCAGGUGAGCACCCCAUUUAUUGAACACAUAUCUGUGCCAUCUAUAACCAUAAGUCUACACAUUGGUUUGCUUUCUUCUCUUUUUUUUUCGUACUCCUGAGAAAUUCUUCAAGCCGAAGUAGGAGGGUGGUGCUACCAUAACAGCACACAAGCCUUUAUACGGAGCCAGUGUUUUCUAUAUACAGGCUCCUUGAAAUGUGAGUGUAAUAUUCAACACAAUAUUAUUAUAAUCACUGUGAAGCCAUUUUUUAGUACUGUCUACACUAUAUUGUAUUUUCUGUAUUUUAUGUUGACAUGUACCCCAUAUUUUACCAUUGAAUGAGACUACGUUUUGGUAAGAUUUAUCUGUGUUUGAGCGCUCCACUUAUAGGUGUAGGUCCUUGUCACUUACACCGCACCAAUAUCUACUAAAUUUAUUCAGUGGAAUAGAGGAUAUUUCCACACUAGUGUAUUGAGCUGCCUGUAAAUCACUUUUUGACUCUUUUGAGCACUUUUGUUAUACACACUCCUCUGUAAAAAGAGGCAACCUUUGAUUGGUAUUCAUAGUAUCAAUCGGUGAGUUAAAACAGCAACAUAGUGAUUUCCAGUCUUUUGUAACAAUGCUCCCUCUUUGUGGAACACUCUGGCAGACACUGUCUGACCCCUUUUCGGGGCAGACUAAGGCUGUCCAGACUCGUGGGGUUAUGCUGGGCUGAGAUCUGUUUGCCGGGAUAAUCCAUCUGCGUUGCCGUUCUGCUUCCCAGGUCGGUAGGUGAUUGUGAAAUUAAAGGGUUGCAGGGAUAAGCUCCAGCGUAACAAUCUGCCAUUGUCCCCAGCGACCCGGUUGAGCCACACCAGCGGGUUAUGGUCUGUAACUAGAGUGAACUCUUGUCCAUACAAAUAGGGGGUUAACUUCUUUAGUGCCCACACCAGAGCCAAACACUCCUUUUCUACCGCUGCAUAGCUGACUUCGCGUGGUAGGAGUUUUCGACUGAUGUAGGCAAUCGGGUGUUCUUUCCCAUCAUCUCCUACUUGGCUGAGGACAGCUCCCAGCCCGAACAUGGAAGCGUCUGUAUGGACAAUAAAACGUUGAUUAGGGGCUGGGGCAGCCAAGACAGGAGCAUUAAUCAACGCAGUUUUGAGGGCUUGGAAAGCUGUUUCACAGUGGGGAGACCACAGGACCUGUCGGGGAAGGUUUUUCUUUGUCAGGUCGGUCAGGGGUUUGGCAAUGGCGCUAUACUGCGGUACAAAUUUUCUGUAGUACCCAGCGGUACCCAGAAAGGCUAGCACUUGGGUCUUAGUGUGGGGAGUGGGCCAGUUGGCGACCGCUUCUAUUUUAGCUGGCUCUGGUCGUUUCCCACAGCCUACCCGGUGACCCAGGUACUGAACCUCAGCCAUCCCAAAGUGACAUUUUUCGGGCUUUAGCGUCAGGCCGGCGGCUCGAAUCUGGUCUAGGACUAUUCCCACAUGAGCCAAGUGUUCUUCCCAGGAUUCACUGUGGAUCGCUAUGUCCAGAUAUGCGCAGGCAAACUCCUGGAAGCCAUCAAGGAGUCUGUCCACCAAGCGCUGGAAGGUAGCGGGGGCAUUCUUCAUCCCGAAUGGCAUGACCUUAAAGUGGUACAGACCGAACGGGGUGACGAAGGCCGACUUGGGGACAGCCUCCCUGGCCAGGGGGAUUUGCCAGUAACCCUUACAGAGGUCAAUGGUAGUUAGGUAGUUCCCCCUGGCUAUGCGAUCUAGCAGCUCAUCCACUCUGGGCAUGGGGUAGGCAUCGGUGACAGUUUUGUCAUUGAGUUUCCGGUAGUCCACACAGAAUCUGGUGGUGCCGUCCUUUUUGGGAACCAGCACCACCGGGGAUGCCCAGGGACUAUCGGAAGCUUCAAUGACCCCUAGUCGCAGCAUCUCGUCUAUUUCCUUUUUCAUGCCUGUCCUUACUGCCUUCCGGAAUUCGGUAGGGCGCCUGUCUCAAAGGGUUUUGGCCGGGGUUAUCUACUUGGUGAGUAGUCAGCUCAGUGUACCCUGGCUCUUGGGAGAACAUGGCUUGUUUCUCUCGGAGCAGUUUGUGUAGCUGCUCCCUCUCAACUUGGCUAAGUCUGUCCCUGAUCUGCACUUGGCUCACUAUUUCAACCGGGGAGUUGGAGGUUAAUAGGUCGGGUAUAGGGAGACUAUCUGCGUCCUCGUGUGCAGGGCUACAUAUGGCUACCACUUCCUCGGGUCUCUGCAAGUAUUCCUUCAACAUGUUCACGUGAAAUAUCUUCCUUAAGUUUUCAUCGUGACAGCUGGCAAUUACAUAAGUGGUGUCUCCUCUCUUCUCUACUAUCUGGUAGGGACCCUGCCAGGCUGCUUGUAGCUUGUCUGCCUUAACUGGUUUUAGUACCAUGACUUUCUGUCCAAGACAGAAGCUUCUCCGCCGUGCCCCCCGGUCGUACCAGACUUUCUGUCGCCCCUGGGCCGCCUGGAGGAUGGCCUGGACUGACUUAGCCAAUUGCUCCAUUCGGUCCCUGAGCUCUAGUACGUAAGGCACGAUGGGGACCCCGGCGUUCUCUGUCUCCCUCUCUCCCUCCCAGUGCUCACGGAUCAGGUUCAGGGGACCCCGUACCUUGCGACCGUAUAACAGCUCAAAGGGAGAGAACCCGGUGGUUUCCUGGGGCACUUCCCGGUAAGCGAACAGGAGGUGCGGCAGGAAACGUUCCCAGUCCCUAUACUCCUGGGUAAAGGUUUUUAACAUCUGCUUGAGGGUUCCGUUGAACCGCUCACAUAGCCCAUUGGUCUGGGGGUGGUACGGGGAGCUAAGAAGGGAUUUUAUUUUGCAAACGUGCCAUAGCUGCUGGGUCAGUUCGGCCGUGAACUGUGAUCCCCUGUCGGAUAGGAUCUCCCUAGGGAAUCCUACCCGAGAAAACACCUGCACUAAUGCAUUAGCCACCGUGUCUGCCUGGAUAUUAGAUAAAGCUACAGCUUCUGGGUAGCGGGUAGCAUAGUCCACUAUGGUAAGAAUGUAUCUCUUGCCCGAGGGACUAGGGGUGGCCAGGGGCCCAACUAAGUCAAUGGCUACCCGGCUAAACGGCUCGUCGAUAAUGGGCAUGUUAACGAGGUGUGCCUUGGGGUGGUCUCCUCGUUUGCCUACCCGUUGGCACACCUCGCACGUAUUACAAUAGGACCUCACAUCUGCAUGUACUCCUGGCCAGAACAAGGUAUGGGUAAUACGGUGCAGGGUACGGGUUACUGCCAAGUGCCCGGCUAAGGGAAUAUCAUGACCCACCCGGAGGAUAUCCCGCCUAUACUUGUGGGGUAUUACUAACUGUCUCCUCCGGUGGCCCUUUUUCUCGGUGUGUCGGUACAGUCGGCCCUGUUCCCACGCAAAAGUCUCCUGGUCUGGUCCCCCAGCCCCUGUAUCAGCCCUUUCCCUAUAUUUUUGGAGCGUCGGGUCAGUUUUGGUCUCAACCUCAAAGGCUGCAGGGGUGUCCCAGGGCAAAGGGGUAGGAGGGGGGGUCACAGUCGGGUUAAGACCUGCCUCCCGCACUGGUGAAGGGUCUCGUACUCGUCCUGCUUGUGACCGGGUCGUCACGGGAUGUGCCUCAGCGUUGUAAGAAGGAGCAUAAGCUGAGGUCAUAGGUCCCAGGUCGUUUCCCAGCAAAACUUCAGCUGGCAAAUUAUCCAUAAUUCCCACCCGCACAAGUCCUUUGCCCGCACCCCAAUCCAAGUGUACCUUUGCUGUGGGUAGUUUGUAUAUGUCCCCUCCAGCCACCCGGACAGCCACUGUGUCAGGAGAGCGUUUGUAUUCGGGAACUAACCGGCUUUGUACCAAGGUGAUCGUGGCCCCGGUGUCUCUUAACCACUGUGUGGGACGACCCUCCAGCAGUACCUCUUGCCGGUGGUGUUGUCUAUUGUCACUGGCGGCAUACACAGGGUUAGCUUCAUGUAGGGGUCCCAGGUACUCUUCUAAAGGACUGUCUUGUUCCAGGCAAACGCUCGAGCUGGGCGAUUGUUUCCCGUUGAAGAGGAAUUGUAGUUCCUUGCGGGGUAAUUGUUGUUGAGGGGGCAACUCGCUAUCAGGUGCCCCGGUUGCUUGCACUUGUAACAUGUGGGUCGGGAGCGCUCCUGCGGGCAUUGACUGGGUGGUCCCGUGUACCGUGUAGGGCCUGCCGGUACAGGGGUGCGAAACUCCGUUCGUGGAGUUGGUCGGUACCCCUCUCUUGCUUCGGGGCGAGUUACCGUUCGGGUAUUGCUGAACUCCUGAACUUGCGCAUCCCGGUGUUCGUCCGCCAACCUGGCGGCUUCAUGUAGAUUAGCGGGACGCCGGUCUUUCAACCACUCCCUGUCUUUUUGUUCCAGACCCUCAUAAAAAUGUUCAAGUAAAAAUAGUUCUAGUACCUCUGCUGCGGUAACGGCCCGACACCCGGUAAUCCAAUGGUUAGCCGCUCUCCGCAUGCGGUGUGCCCAUUCGGCAUGUGUGUCGUUCGCCUUUUUCUUCGUGCUGCGGAACUGCCUUCGGUAGGUGUCUGGGGUCACAGCGUACCGUUUCAGCAGCGUCUCUUUUACUGUGGGGUAUUGGGCUACCUCUUCGGCGCUGAGGGUUCUGAAGGCUUCCAUGGCCUGCCCGGUUAAUUUUCCUGCCAGGAUACAUGGCCAUGCUGCGACGGGGGUCUGAUGCAGGGCACAUUGUCUUUCAAAAUCGGCCACAAAUUCGUCUAUCCCCAUCUCAUUCUCCGCGAACGGCUUGAAUGCCGCGAAAGGAAUCUUUGGCUGUUCGGCAGUUUCCAGGGAGCCGUUGUGGCUAUCAGCGGUCCUCAUGCUCAGCUCGUGGGCUCUAGUCCGCUGUACGUCCGCCUCGGCUUCGGCCAUUAGUUGCUGUAUCAGCUCCACGGAUGGGUUCGGUCCGUACAGAGGCAGCCUUUCUCGGACAAUCCUGGUCUUCUCAUCGCUGAAUGCUGCCGUCGGUUCUGCCAUUGUGAAGCUUUGAUCCAACUCGUUCAGGUCGGCAAUCAAUUCUCUCCUCGGCCGGUUACUUGCGUUCCCUCCACGGCUCUCGAGUAAAUCCUUUAACGUGGUACGCUUCAGCUUAUCGUAGUUACUCUCCAUCCGUCCUAUAUAUCUCUUUCAGGAAUUCCAGGAUGGUCCCACCGCUGCCACCAAUUGUUACGAUUGCCCCCGGUCUAGCAGGAGGGUUGAUCGCUUGGAUGUCCUGGUUCCCGCUGCAGAGAGUCGAGCGGAGGUCUUUCGGUAGUAAGCUGCAAAUGUAGAAUAUCCCCAAGCACGAUAUGAGCAUCAAUAUCCCGGAUCCCUACAACAUGAGUCGAGGCUGCAAGUUGAGGGUCAAAACGAACUGGCUUUACUGGCACAUAGCAUGGCAAUUUAUGUGAUUCCUCAGGUCCAAGGACAGCCCCCUGUGGACCUGAUGGAAUACAGGUACAGUACAAACAGGUAACCAAUCACAGUACACUGUAUCAUUUGAAUUAGUACCCGCCCAGCUUGGAGAUAAUGAGGCCAACGGUUUUACAAUCUAAUUAUCUCCAAGCGCACAAAAGACCACGUUUUAUUAUGUCCCAGAAAACUACAUAAAAAUCCAUAACUUGUACAUUAUUACAGGAAAACCAUUCAUUCUACCAUUCAUCUGAAGGCUCACGUUCGUAUAGAUAAAACAGGCGAAUGGCGCUCUAAUCCCACGAACAGAAUGUACUGUUUCUGCCGUAUAAAGUCCGUUCGGCAUUUUGAGAUUUAGUCUUUGUUGGCGGCCAUGUUUUCUGCUGGUUUAGCGAGCAGAGGGACUUCGUGUCUAACUCGUGGAACUAAACUCGGUAUCAGUUCAUGCGAAGUCCCGCUGUCUGUCUGGUAGUGGGCUCGUUCGGUAAGAGAAUGAGGACCACCUGGGAGCAGGGUACUUGACCUGCGGUUAACCGCAGAAACCACAGUUAAUGAGCGCCACGCGACCCGCUGUAGGGGGUCGUCGUUCGGUGGAUAGUUCGGUAUUUUCCCUUCGGUACUUUGGGUGCGAACGUCGAUGCCCCCAGGCAUAUCAAUUACGUUGUGGUUAACCGCAAACCGCAGCCACCUGGGUGGUUAAUGGCUGCCACACUCCGCGGGCCGGGUGGUCGACCGUUCGGUAGUUUGCGGGGUGACGGGGUUAAGUGGCGGCACACGCCAGUUUCUGGGGGGUCCCCCGUUCGUACCACGAAUGGAGCCUUCAUAAGGGUUCGCGUAAUCCAUUCGUGUGGUUUUCUGCUUAACUUAUGCAGUGGCAAACAGUAUCAAUCGGUGAGUUAAAACAGCAACAUAGUGUCUUUUGUAACAACCCUAUCCAUUGGAAUCACCCGGCAUGCAAAGUUCAGCAUCCCGAUCAAUGACUGCAGCUGUCGCAGGGGGACCUUGCGAGCCUGUGCCACCGCUGCCACCUCCCCUUUCAGCCUCUGCAGAUUUGCUAUCGGCAGCCGACACUCCCCUUGCACAGAGUCUAUCUCCAGCCCUAGGAAACUAAGGCACGUAGCCGGGCCUUCCGUUUUGUAUGCCGCCAAACGCUGCCUGAACUGCUCGUCGUACCGCCACCAUGCCAGUCUACCAUAGGAGCGGUACGCCUCCCAAAUUCCGUCCAAAUAACAAAACAGGGUGGAGCCCAUGCCAAGGAGGCCCCUUGCCUGUGGUUCCAGGGGCCCUCCGUGCACUCCUCCCGUACUGGCCCCGCCGUUCACCGUCAAGGGUGGAGGGGGAGCCCUCCCGGGCUGUAACCCUGUGCCAUCUUCGAAUCCAGGGGGCCGCCCGAUGUCCCCGUGGCACCCGCUCCAGGUGUGGCCCUCCCCGAACUGGGAGCUGCGCCGUCCUCCUCUCGGGCAGCUGCCCACCGGCUACUGCUCCUCCGACGCCCCGGUAGUGUGCUGGGAGGCGGUGCCUCAACCACGCGGCUACUGGGUCUGUUGCGGCCUGGUCCCGCCGCCACACGGCUUCUGGCGCAAUCUUCACCGGGCCCCGCGUCCGGGCUCAGCCUUCUCGGCGGUCUCCUGGCCCGCACCGGACAACCUCCGCCGCCAUAAGGAUCCGCUGCUCCCGCCAGGGCCGGUCCAAGUUGGGCCCACAGCUAGUCCACACCAUGUCCUUCCAGCUGCCGACCGGAUCCCCUCCAGCAGCUUCUCCAUGUCAUCCAUCGUCCCAGCAGAAACGAGAGAAAACAAGGGACCCACCAAGCCAAAUCUGUGGACACAGGAGUGUACACAAACUCGGCCAGGUAGGAAAUUAAAAGUGAAUCAUUUAAAAUGGAUGCCUAUUUAAAUAGCCAAGUCUUCUUACCCAUAACCCCAUUCCUUCCUUGCUUCCUCCUAUGCCUGCCUCCUAACCCCUGUCAAGGCCUUUUUUUGCUUAGCUGCGCUUUGGCUACAUGGGGCUACAGGAUAGUGGAUAAAAGAAAGGAGAGGGGAGGCAGUAGAACAGUGAUGGCGAACCUAUGGCACGCCGAGCCUUCUCUGUGGGCACGCGGCCAUAGUUUAGCUUUGUCUCCAACUAGUGCCAAAACAAUAUAUUGUCUCUAUAUACUCUCUUUAUCUAUUAAUAAAAGUUAUGUUUUAAAAUAUACUACCACUUAUACUCGAGGGGUUAAGAGCUUGUUCUGGAGAGUGAUUUGAUUCUUCACUUGUCUGAGAUCUUUUUUUUGUACUGUUACAGGUAAGCGUUAUCUCUAAGAAAAAUAUUCUGAUUGUACAAGGUUUGAUUUCCUGUUGGUAAUUGGUAAGGCAUUUGAUUUGAAUAAGUAGGUGUUUGUUAAUAAGGUAUCGAUUGUAUGUUAUCAAGCAUAGGCCAACUCAGGUGUAAAACAUUUAUAGGGGGUGCUGCUUUUAGGAGUUAUAUAAGGGUUGGAGAAAUCAGCUUGGGUGCUGCUACAAAGUGUACUUACUUGGAGAUAGUCUGAGGUAUAUAGGAAGUGGAAAAAAAAUUGAAACGUAAGUUUUGUUUGAUUUAAAUUCUUCAUCAGAGUUCAGAGAAGGGCUGCUAAACUGGUUCAUGGAUUGCGGGAUAAAACUUACCAGGAAAGGUUAAAGGAUCUUAACAUGUAUAGCUUGGAGGAAAGACGAGACAGGAGGGAUAUGAUAGAAACAUUUAAAUAUAUAAAGGGGAUCAACACAGUAAAGGAGGAGACUAUAUUUAAAAGAAAAAAAAAUACCACAACAAGAGGACAUAGUCUUAAAUUAGAGGGACAAAGGUUUAAAACUAAUAUCAGGAAGUAUUACUUUACUGAGAGGGUAGUGGAUGCAUGGAAUAGCCUUCCAGCUGAAGUGGUAGAGGUUAACACAGUAAAGGAGUUUAAGCAUGCGUGGGAUAGGCAUUAGGCUAUCCUAACUAAGAUAAGGCUAGGGACUAAUGAAAGUAUUUAGAAAAUUGGGCAGACUAGAUGGGCCGAAUGGUUCUUAUCUGCCGUCACAUUCUAUGUUUCCCUCCAGUUAUGUGCCGGGUUUAUAGAUCUACAGGAAGCUAUGGUCAUUUCAUCAUAUUUGCCUUUCUUUCUGCAGGUCUCGGUUGCUGCCCUGAACUUGGGUUGGUGGCCACAUCUGGAAGAGACAGAAAGGUUCGCAUUUGGAAUCAGCAUAAUCAGCUGCUCAGGUUUGCUGUCUUCUGGUAAUCAGUCAUAGCACGAUUUUCUUCUGCGCAGUGUCCAAUCACAGCACGGUAUUUAAACACAGUGUCCAAUCAUAGCACGAUAUCCUACUGCACAAUGUCCAAUCACAGCAAGGUAUUUAAACACAGUGUCCAAUCAUAGCACGAUAUCCUACUGUACAGUGUCCAAUCACAGCUCAGUAUUUAAACACAGUGUCCAAUCAUAGCACGAUAUCCUACUGCGCAGUGUCCAAUCACAGCAAGGUAUUUAAACACAGUGUCCAAUCACAGCACGGUAUUUAAACACAGUGUCCAAUCACAGCAAGGUAUUUAAACAGUUUUUAAACCGAUUCCAAUCACAGCACGGUAUCUAACUGCGCAGCCCCAAUUCACAGCAGAGUAUUUCAUCCCUUUCUUUCUCAAACUAGGAGCUCCUGGAAAGGGUAACCAUGCGUCCCCAUUUGCCCUGUCCGUGUCCUGUUUGAUUUAUAUAUCAACAUACAAAACUAAACCCUGCAUUUAAACUCCCACUACUCCUGGGCAGCAGCAAUGACUAAAGUACACGUCAGCCCCAAUACUUACAAUAAAAACCAAAGAACAAAGUUACUUGUGCCCUAUCCCAAAUCCCUAUGCAUAUUUAAGUAACUGGAGGCUUGACUUGGCAGAUGAGCUUACUAUUUAAAGGCUAUUAGAGUGAUUCUAAAAACCUCCAGUUAUUUAUUAUUAAAUGUUAUUUAAAUGUACAUGGGUAAUUGGGAUAGUGUGCAGGUUACUAUUUGUUUUAUUUCAUUUAUAAAUCAGCCAAGAGGUGUGCUGAAUGAGGUCACUGAACCUCUGGAACGGGUGGGUGAGUUUUCUUUUUCUAUCUCCUCUUCAGGACAUUGUGUCUGAAUGACACCCCUCAGAGCUUAGCUUUCAGCAAAGGUGGAGCAGAACUUCUGUUAGGAGUGCGCACUAAUGUGUAUCGAAUCAACCUCUCCAGAUUGCUGCCUAUGUCGUAUCAACUCAAGGUACCUUUCAACACAUCAACGGCGUAUUUUCAUAUUAAUAUUCUCAGCUCUGUGACUCUAUGUAUGUUGGCACCCCUGGACUAUAGAACACGUUUGUGUGCCGCUCCCUCACCAAUCCCAUUUUGUUAUGGAAAUUACACACACACUCUCUCGCUGGAGCGAAGCUUCAUUCCUUGGGUUCAUUGGAUAUACUGACUGUGGAAGCCGAGCUGUCUGACGACUGAUUGACAUAACCCUACUACAUAAUGAUCUCUGUGUCUGUGAUAUUGUUUAACAGGCUGUCAUUGUUGAUUAUAAUAGUUUAUUAUUUCCCAGGACAUACUUUAAAACUAGCGGAAUCUCAAUGUAUCCAUCCUGGUAAAAUAUUUUAUAAAUAAAUAAAUUAUAAAAGUUAUUUGUUUAUAUAUUUACUGGAUUCAAGUUGAUAAAAUCCCACCGCACAUACUGUAUGUUUGUCUUCUCUUUCAGCUCCAGGCAAUGUUUCUCGAGUCGUCAUCACUCCCUGUUGAUCCUCCGAUACCUAUUCUGAGCUCUGCUCUGCUGGCCAUGUCGGAGGAAGAUCGGAGGCGACUCACUCAGACACACUCCAUACUGUCCAGGUACCAAAAAUCUUCUACAGUCUGUUCUCUGUUCACUUCUUUGUGAUUAACCUAACCUUAUUUUUUCAUUUUCAGUCCUGGAGUGGAGGUGCCAAGGAACCUACAGGAGAGUAAAGAGAAAAGCGAGGUACAAGAUUGUGUAAAAAUUGUAAAAGCGACAGGGAAGUUUGUGUUUAAAUAACAAUCCCCCCCCCCCUGUUAGGAAUAUACUCGGCUUUGCACUAGAGAUCAAGAGCUGCAACUUCUACUGGAAGGAAGGCUGGAGCACUCCAAGAAAACGAAGAUCAGCAAGAAAAACAAGAGGGAUGCCAUGGAAAGAUAUCUUCAGCUCCUGUAUAGAGACAUAGCCUGCAUAAAGGUGAGUGUGCACUCAGAGAUGCUAGGAAAAGCUGUGAGAGAGCAUAGUAUAAUAAAAAUCAGAGAGUAA